This is a messenger RNA of Meloidogyne enterolobii, 2139 nucleotides long. The record is from the annotation of a GenBank genome assembly. NCBI's taxonomy places the organism in Eukaryota, Metazoa, Nematoda, Chromadorea, Rhabditida, Meloidogynidae.
AUGAUUUUCCACAAUCUUGGAGACACAUUAUUGUUACUUUCUCUGAAAAAAAGAAUCAAAUCUCUAAAUUCUUUUUGUUACCUAUAUUUAUCUUCUCUAAUUGUUGAAGAAUGGAGGGAUAUUUGGUCAUCCAAAGGAGAAUUUAUUGUUGCAGCCUUAGCCUACCUUUUUGGAUUUACAAAUCUUUUAAAUAUUCCCCGGCUAAUUUUAGAUAAUGGAGGACCAGCCUUUUUAUUUGCUUAUUUAAUUAGUUUAUUACUAAUUAUUUUACCUAUUCUUUUACUUGAAUUGUCUAUUGGACAGUUAACUGGGAGAGGGCCUGUACAAACUUUUUAUAAUAUUUGUCCUGUUUUUAAAGGUGUUGGAAUCUCACAAAUUUUAUUUUCAAUUAUUUUAAUGGCAAUGAUGACUCGUUUUCUAGGAUCUGUAUUUCUUUAUAUUUUUCAUUUAUUUUGGACAAUUACUGAUGACCGUCCUGGACUUCCUUGGCUUAAUUGCAAAAACUUUCCCGAAUAUCAAUUUGGAACUUGUAUUGAAUCUUCCUCUAUUUUACCAAUAAACAAUAAUUCAACUAAUUUUUAUCAAAAUAGAUUAGCUACUUUUGAUGAAAAUUCUGCUUUUGAACAAUUUAUUGGAAUUAUUGAUGUAACAAGUGAAAGUAUUGACCAAAUAGGCAAAAUCCAAAUUAAUUGGUUAAUUGUUCAAUGUAUAAUUUGGGCUUUUGUUUUUUCUGGAAUUUGUUUUGGUGUUAGAUGGCUGGGGAAAAUUAUGAUUUUUUCAUUAUCAAUGUCACUAAUUUUGCUUUUAUCUCUUUGUGGAAGAACUUUAUUCCUUAAAGGAGCAUUUCAAUUAUUUUUUGAUUUAUUUAACGAAAUUGAAUGGUGGGAAAGAUUAAAAGAAUGGCAAUUAUGGAAAAAAGCUGUUGAACAGGCAUUUAUUGCUACAGGGCUUGGAUUUGGGGCUUUUUGUACUUUGGGGUCUUACAAUAAAAAAUCAAAUAAUUUAGUAAAAGACAGUAUUUUCCUCUUAUUUGGACAUAUUCUACUUGUAUCACUUCAAUUAAUUUUUGUUUUAUCGUUAGUUGGACAUAUCAGUGAAAAGAGUGGUCUUUUACCUAGUGAAAUUAUUGUUCAGGGAGAGAACCAAUUUAGACAAAUCCUUGUUUAUUUCUCUUUUAUUCCACACACAAAAAUAUUUACGGGAAUUCUUUUAUUUUUGGCCUCUUUUUCUCUUUUAAAUAUUCUUUUUAUUUUAUCCUUUGGUGUUCUAGCAACAAUAGAGGAUGCUUUGGGGGAAAAAUGGUCAAAAUGUUGCCCUCGUUUUACUAUUGCUUUUUUAAUUUGUUGCUUUGGAGCUGCUUCAAGUAUUAUUUUUGCUACAGAAGCAGGAAAGCAUAUUUAUGAAUUAGCUAGUGGAUAUUUAAAAUAUUCAACUCUUUUGGUUAUUCUCUUUUUUGAAUUGCUUUCUGUUGCUUGGAUUUAUUGGAUACACUCAUUGGGUUUAGAUCUUCGAACAAUGAUUGCCUCAACAGCAAGUUGGAUUAUUGGACAUUCUCUUCUAUUCUUAAAUUGUUUUUUAACACCAAUACCAAUUGCAAUCGCCAUCAUAAAUCUAAUUGGAUAUUCAUUUUCUAAAUAUUCUCCCCAAAUCAGAGCUUGGUAUUGGAGUGAAUGGUUAGGUGUUUGUAUUGCAAUAAUCCCUUUACUUCCAAUAUUGUUUUGGGCAUUACUUGUUAUUUUUAAAAGUUGUAAUUACACACCAAGAAUUUCUCUUUUUAGGCGUCUUUCAAUGGCUUUUCGCUCUCCUUUAAAACACGAAUUAAUUAAAAGUAAUGAACGUUCAUCUACUGCUGUUCAGCAUAGAUUAAUGAGUUCGGGUGGAAAUACAAACCAAAAUAACCAAUCAUCUUAUCGUGGUGCUUCUACUGGAUAUAUAUUAUUGCCACAGGCACCAUUGGCACAACCAGAAAAUGAUGAAGUUGCAGGCCAAAGUAGCGCUCGCAAUCAUGGAAUCAAUCAACAACAAACAAACAAUUCAACAGCUUCUACAUUACGCGCGGCCGACAAUACAAAUUCUCGAAACGGAAGUGGUUAUCUUAUUGACGAUUAUAUGCACCAACAACAAUCGCCUAGUGUUUAA